GAAAUCUUUCGAACUAAAAGUGAAGACGGAAAAUAAAGUUUUUUGUAAAAAUGAGUACUGACGACAACGACAGUGAUUUGGAAAUGAGCGAAACACUGGCAGAAAUCCGAGACGCCGCAGCGACCGUGACCAAUAAUUUGCCGCAAAAAUCAAGAAAACAAUAUGAGAAGACCUACAAAUAUUUUAUGGAUUGGUUAGCAACGAAAAACACAAAAUCAUUAACUGAAAACACAUUAGUGCUGUAUUUCGAACACUUAUCUACCAAAUUUAAGCCUGUAUCUUUGUGGACAUUCUAUUCCAUGUUGAAAAUAACUAUAAAUAUGAAACAUAAAGUGGAUAUAUCUAAGUAUGAUAAACUACUAUCUCUUUUAAAACGUAAAUGUGAAGGAUAUAAGGGGAAAAAAUCAAUGACAUUUUUACCAGAAGAAAUAGAAAAAUUCUUAAAUGAAGCACCAGACAAACAAUAUCUAAUAGAAAAGGUAACCCUGAUAUUUGGAAUAAUGGGAGCAUGCCGCAGACAAGAAUUCUAUAAACUUCAACAGGAUGAUGUGAAGCUUUUUGAUUCCGCUCUUUUUGUAACUGUCCGAAAUAGAAAUAAGACUGGUCGCACCUUCACUGUAACAGGCAGUUACUUUGAUGUGUGUAAAAAAUACAUAGACCUACGACCUAAACCAUGUGAACUGCCUGACUUUUUUUUACAAUAUGUAGGAGGUAAAUGCAUAAAGCAAAAAGUUGGUUUAAACAAGUUGGGAUCACUUGGCAAAACUAUAGCUACAUAUUUACAACUUCCCAAUCCAGAACUGUAUACGGGACACUGCUUUCGCAGAACGUCGGCAAAAUUACAAACAACAGACAUGACUACUCUGAUCGACCAUGGCGGGUUAAAUUCGACAAUUGUGGCCGAAGACAAUAUUGACGACUCAGUUCAAAGUAGAGUUGAAAUAUCAAAUGAAACAUUAAACUCCAUCCGAAAAAAGGAAGUAAUAAACAUAACAAUGCCUACCAGUUCUGCCAAUCUCAAUGAAAAGUCUGGUUUAGCAGAAAUAGUGCAAUUUUCACAUUGCACUAUACAAAGUUUGUGUAUAAUUUCUCAAUAAUUAUAGUAAUUUACAUGUAAUUUGUUAUGUCUACUAUUUUCUUUACAUUUCGCUCUAAGACUGGUUUAGUUAAAUGUACCUUAAAAUGUUAAUAAAAAGGUCAAAUACAGAUUUUAAGUUUUGCACACAAGCAAAACAGUGUUAUUGGUAAUUUUGUUGUCUGCAGACCUGUCUUUUAUUGUGCUUCAAAUUUAGUACUUGAAUUCAUUGUUAUUUUAUUAAGGAAACAAAGCCUACAAAGAAUUACUUCUCAUCAAAAUUAAAUAUUUUUGUUAGGAAACUAUUUAUUUAUGUACACCCUGUUUUUAUUGAAUUCCAUUAACUUUAAGGGCAGGUUCUUUAGGUCACAUACAAUUAAUUUCUCUAAGAAACUAGC
Leguminivora glycinivorella is the source of this 1473-nucleotide messenger RNA. RefSeq lists its product as uncharacterized. The transcript is spliced from 2 exons. Lineage: Eukaryota; Metazoa; Arthropoda; Insecta; Lepidoptera; Tortricidae. The coding region runs from base 51 to 1097 and encodes 348 amino acids. The record is from RefSeq and is a predicted model, not a curated record. Gene Ontology annotation, molecular function: DNA binding. Gene Ontology annotation, biological process: DNA recombination; DNA integration.